Diabrotica balteata is the source of this 871-nucleotide messenger RNA. The record is from the annotation of a GenBank genome assembly. Lineage: Eukaryota; Metazoa; Arthropoda; Insecta; Coleoptera; Chrysomelidae.
CGAGUGAACCCUCAUGUUAUGUUCAUUUUAUGUCAAGCAAGAAGUGAAAUAUGUAAGGGGGCUACAUUGUGUUGUGCAUUUACUAGAUGGCUGACAUUUCCGUAUAUCUAUAAAGAAAACAUCACAAGAAUUUUUAAAACGAAUGUAAAUAUUCCAAACACAAUAACAAAUGUAAAGGAUAUAAAUUUUCCAACAAAUACGGAAAUGUAUAAAGACGUCCAUUUUGCUUUUAUCUCCGGCGGACUAGCGGCAACUGGCAGUGCGUUCGGAAAGCUGUCGGGGUUGCCUGACUUCGAGGGCUACAUUUUAAUAAGGAUUAUAUUUUUCGCUCUGAUGUUAUCUACAAAUACAGCAUCUUUAACAUUUUUUGUUAAGGCCUUGCAAAAAAUUGCGUCAAUUAAUGCUACACUAAUCUGUUCUGCUACAAAUUACAUUAUAACAGCUUUAUUUGGUUUCUUCAUUUUUAAAGAGACCACAUCUUUGUUAUGGUGGUUUGGAAUAUCCUUAAUAAUGAUAGGAUUAGUACUUAUAGUAUCUAAUACAUCCAAAGAAGAUAAAACGGGCAAGAAUGAAUGACAGUAUUAAAAAAUAAAAAUUUUAUAUACUUGUUAAUAUUAUAAUAAAAUAGUUUUUUUAUACAAAUUUCUUAUACAAUACUAAUCCGAUUUUUCGACCUGUUCUCUUUUUAACAUACAUAAAAUAUUGAUCCAAACAAAUGAACAUACUCCGAUAUAUGUGACUCUGUAAACCGCUGGAACCACCAUGAAGUUCACUAAUUGGGCCGGUAACCAAAAACAGCAACUGGUUUUAAAUGUAGGUAUAAACUUUUGCCUGCAUUCUUCGAAAAUAUCUUUUUUACCUUCCAUUAUGC